Messenger RNA from Pipistrellus nathusii (Nathusius's pipistrelle), 1068 nucleotides. The record is from the annotation of a GenBank genome assembly. Lineage: Eukaryota; Metazoa; Chordata; Mammalia; Chiroptera; Vespertilionidae.
AUGGCCAGCCCGGCGCAGCCGGCCCCGCGUGGCGGCGGGAAGCGCAAGGGGAAGGCGCAGUACCUGCCGGCCAAGCGCGCCCGGCGCGGCGACGGCGCGGGCCCGCGGCAGCUGGAGCCCGGGCUGCAGGGCGUCCUCAUUACCUGCAACAUGAACGAGCGCAAGUGCGUGGAGGAAGCCUACAGCCUGCUCGGCGAGUACGGCGACGACCUGUACGGGCCGGAGCAGUUUACAGACCAGGAUCAGCAGCGCUCCGGGAGCGAGGGCGAGGACGACGAUGCGGAGGCCGCCCUGAAGAGAGAAGUGGGUGACAUUAAAGCGUCCGCGGAGAUGAGGCUGAGAAGAUUCCAGUCCGUGGAGAGCGGAGCGAAUAAUGUCGUCUUCAUCAGGACGCUCGGAAUAGAGCCUGAGAAGCUGGUGCAUCACAUUCUCCAGGACAUGCACACAACCAAGAAGAAGAAGAGCCGCGUGAUUCUGCGAAUGUUACCUGUCUCGGGCACGUGCAAGGCUUUCUUAGAAGAUAUGAAAAAAUAUGCAGAAACUUUUUUGGAACCCUGGUUUAAAGCUCCAAAUAAAGGGACAUUUCAGAUUGUGUAUAAAGCUCGAAAUAACAGUCAUGUGAAUAGGGAAGAAGUUAUCAAAGAAUUGGCAGGAAUAGUAGGAAGCCUCAACUCGGAAAACAAAGUGGAUCUUACCAACCCGCAGUACACAGUGGUAGUGGAAAUCAUCAAAGCCGUCUGCUGCCUGAGUGUUGUGAAGGAUUACGUGUUGUUCAGGAAGUAUAACCUCCAGGAGGUGGCCAAGAGCACUCCGGACCCACGGCCGCCUGACCCCAAACAGGCAGCCCAAGGAAAUGGGGAAGAAGCUAAGUCGGAAGCUGGUGACAGAUCAAAUCAGAAUGACCCAGCAGAAGGAAAAAAUGACCAGCAGGUGCCAGAGAAUAGUGAGGAGCAGGGGCAGGCAAAACCUAUGUCUGAGACCCAGGUGGCAGACAAGGGAGAAGCUAAACCUGAACUUGCAAGUCAAGUCACAGAAGGAUCUGAGUCGAAUGAAAAGGACCUCUUAUAG